Punica granatum (pomegranate) is the source of this 4548-nucleotide messenger RNA. Lineage: Eukaryota; Viridiplantae; Streptophyta; Magnoliopsida; Myrtales; Lythraceae. The record is from RefSeq and is a predicted model, not a curated record.
UAUUCUAUUAUAGUUCCCUCUGAUGGCUACUCUGCUGCACCCUAAUCAGUGCCACGUGCAGUGUGUAUAAGUUAGAUAUGGCUCAUAUGUUUGCAGCAGAGACGGCGGCAGCUUCAGGGUCCUUCUUCUGCUGCUGCUGUGGCUCUCUACCAUGGGCAGAGACAAGAAUCUUGUUUUUGCUGUUAAUGGGCAGAGGUUCGAGCUCUCGGAUAUCGACCCUUCAACCACUGUGCUCGAAUUCUUGCGGCUGCACACUCGCUUCAAGAGUGUCAAGCUCGGAUGUGGUGAAGGUGGCUGUGGAGCCUGUGUGGUGUUACUAUCUAGAUAUGAUCCUGCAAGUGACCGGGUGGAGGACUUCACCACAAGCUCGUGUCUCACACUCCUCUGCAGCAUAAAUGGAUGCUCUAUCACAACCGCCGAAGGCCUUGGGAAUACCAAAGACGGGUUCCAUCCGAUCCAGAAGCGGUUCUCGGGCUUCCAUGCUUCUCAGUGCGGCUUCUGUACUCCGGGAAUGUGCAUGUCUCUCUAUGGAGCUCUGGUAAAUGCCGAGAAGACCGACCGCCCGAAACCUUCCAAGGGAUUCUCAAAGUUGACUGUCUCCGAAGCCGAGAGGGCUAUUUCAGGAAACCUCUGCCGGUGCACCGGCUAUCGUUCAAUUGCUGAUGCGUGCAAGAGUUUUGCGGCCAAUGUAGAUAUCGAAGAUCUGGGGUUGAACACUUUCUGGAGAAAAGGAGAGGACAAGGAGACAUGUUUAAGUAGAUUACCACCAUAUGACCAAAAUAGUGAUAUCAGGGCUUUCCCUGAAUUUCUGAAAGAUGAAGUGAAGGCUUCAGAUGGGUUGGGUGUCGAAAAAUGUAACUGGUAUAGUCCUGUCACCUUUGAGGCGCUCCAAUGCCUGUUGGGAUCAGAUGGAAUGGAUAAAGGGGAUAGAGUGAAAGUAGUUGUGGGCAAUACCGGAGUGGGCUAUUACAAGGAUUACCAGCACUGGGACAAGUACAUUGAUCUAAGGCACAUCCCUGAACUUCAAGUUAUCGUGAAGGACAAGACAGGAAUUGAGAUCGGGGCAGCAGUGACGAUAACUAAAGCUGUCAAGGAAUUGAGGGAUUUCAGUGAAUAUUUGUCGAAUCUUGACGGUGGGAAUAUAUUCAGAAGAUUGGCAGAUCAUAUGGAAAAGAUCGCUUCAGGUUUCAUUAGGAACUCAGCUAGUUUGGGAGGAAACUUGGUGAUGGCGCAAAGGGAAAAGUUUCCUUCUGAUAUCGUCACCAUUCUUCUUGCUGGAGCCUCAUCAGUAAAGAUAUUGGCUGGCUUGAAGGUUGAGAGGAUUACAUUGGAGGAAUUUCUGAGGAGGCCUCCGCUUGACCCAAAAACUAUGCUUUUGAGCGUUAAAAUCCCAAUAUUGAAAUCAAACAGCAGCAAAGUGCUGUUUGAAACCUAUCGUGCUGCUCCACGGCCCUUAGGGAAUGCACUGCCCUACUUGAAUGCUGCUUUCUUGGCUGAAGUUUCUCAGUGUGAUUCCUCAAAUAAUACUCGUAUAAACAGCUGUAGGAUGGUGUUUGGUGCCCACAGUUCUCAACACGCUGUGCGCGCAAGGAAGUUGGAGGAUGUUUUGGUUGGAGAAAAGGUUCUCAGUUUGAGUCUGUUAAGCGAAGCCAUUGAAGUUGUGAAAAAAAUCGUGGUCCCAGAGGAUGGCAUAUCGAGUAGUGCUUAUAGGACAAGCCUAGCUGCUGGUUUUGUUUUCACUUUUCUUAUACCCCUCAUUGAGUCCGCUCUUCCGAUACCCAAAUACUUAGAUGGUUACAGUGGUUUGGUCAAGGCUGUAGAGCAGGAAAGGGAUCAGCUAUCAUAUGGGAAGCAGGUUGUAGAAGUGGAUAAGCAAUAUACUCCUGUAGGAGAUCCGGUUGCGAAAUCCCAAUCCACCAUCCAAGCUUCUGGUGAGGCUGUGUACGUGGAUGACAUUCCUUCUCCAACCAACUGCCUCUACGGAGCUUUCAUAUAUAGCAUGAAGCCUCUUGUAAGAGUGAAAAGCAUCACAUUUUCACCUAGCUUACCUAAAGAUGUGGUAAUUUCAGUUGUUUCCUUUCAAGAUAUUCCCAUCGGAGGAGAGAAUCUUGGAUCACGGACCAUAUUUGGGUCGGAACCUUUGUUUGCUGAUGAGCUUGCUCAUUGUGCUGGUGAUCGUGUUGCUUUUGUGGUUGCAGAGAGCCAGAAGCUUGCAGAUAUGGCAGCAGAAGCUGCUGUUAUUGAUUAUGACAUGGAAGAUUUAGAAACACCAAUUUUAUCUGUGGAAGAUGCUGUUGAGAGAUUAAGCUUCUUUGAGGUUCUUCCUAUUUUCUAUCCCGAGAAAGUUGGUGACUUCUCAAAAGGAAUGGCAGAAGCAGAUCAGAAGAUCCUUUCUGCUCAGAUUCAGCUUGGGUCUCAGUACUACUUUUACAUGGAGAAUCAGAGUGCACUUGCUAUACCUGAUGAAGACAACUGCAUGGUGGUCCAUAGUUCGACUCAGACCCCUGAAUUUCUACAUGGCACCAUUGCAAGAUGUCUGGGAGUUCCUGAACAUAACAUUCGUGUCAUAACGAGAAGAGUUGGUGGAGGAUUUGGUGGAAAGGCUGCAAGGGCCAUGCCAGUUUCCGUAGCCUGUGCGGUUGCAGCUCAUAAACUGAACCGUCCUGUUAGGACUUAUCUCAACCGGAAAACAGAUAUGAUCAUGGCUGGAGGGAGGCAUCCGAUGAAGGUAACUUACAGCGUAGGAUUCAAGUCAAAUGGGAAGAUCACGGCCCUACAUGUUGACAUUCUAAUCAACGGCGGACUGUCUCCUGAUAUCAGCCCGAUAAUGCCCCACAAUAUGGUCAACACGCUCAAGAAGUAUGACUGGGGCAACCUGUCCUUUGACUUCAAAGUAUGCAAGACGAACCACACCAGCAAGUCGGCUAUGCGUGCCCCAGGGAAGGUCCAGGCAUCUUUCAUUGCAGAGGCUGUAAUCGAACAUGUGGCAUCUGUCCUCUCAAUGGAAGUCGAUGUGAUCAGAACCGUUAAUCUUCACACACAAAACAGCCUCAGCUUGUUCUAUCCGGGCAGCGUUGGUGGCCUGGAGGAGUACACAGUGCCCUUGACGUGGGUGAAGUUGGGUUUUUCCUCUGAUCUGGCACAAAGGACCAAGGAAAUUAAGGAGUUCAAUCUAUGCAAUACGUGGAAGAAAAGGGGGAUUUCUCGAGUUCCCAUCAUUUAUGAAGUGGCUGUGAGACCGACUCCAGGGAAGGUCAGUUUGUUGAGCGAUGGGUCCGUGGUUGUGGAAGUGGGAGGAAUCGAGCUGGGUCAGGGGCUGUGGACUAAGGUGAAACAGAUGGUGGCAUUUGCUCUGAGUGCGGUACAAUGCGAUGGGCCCAUGGACUUGUUGGAAAAAGUUCGGGUUGUACAGGCUGAUACCUUGAGUGUUACUCAAGGAGGCUGGACUGCAGGGAGCACGACUUCAGAGGCGAGCUGUCAGGCGGUUCAGCUUUGUUGUGAUAUUCUGGUCGAGAGGCUGCGUCCUCUCAGGGAUAGGCUGCGGGAGCAACAGGAAUCUAUUACUUGGAAUGUGCUGGUUCAACAGGCAUAUUUGCAGCCCGUCAACUUAUCAGCGAGUGCAUUCUAUUGCCCUGAACUAAGUUCAAUGCAGUACCUCAACUAUGGCGCUGCUGUGAGCGAGGUUGAGAUAGAUGUUCUAACUGGAGAAACAAGAAUCCUUCGGUCCGAUAUUAUUUACGACUGUGGGAAGAGCCUCAACCCUGCUGUCGAUUUAGGGCAGAUUGAGGGUGCAUUUGUUCAAGGAAUCGGAUUCUUCAUGCUCGAAGAAUACACAACGAAUUCUGAGGGGUUGGUGAAUACAAAAGGCACUUGGACAUACAAAAUCCCGACACUAGACACUGUGCCGAGAGAAUUUAAUGUCGAGAUUCUCAAUAGCGGGCAUCAUAAAGGACGCGUUCUUUCCUCUAAAGCUUCGGGAGAGCCGCCCCUGCUCCUAGCAGCUUCCGUCCACUGUGCAACGAGAGCGGCAAUUAAAGAAGCGAGGAGACAGCUCCUCUCAUGGAGCAGCCUCGACACAACUGAUUCACCUUUCCAGUUGGAUGUCCCAGCCACCAUGUCUGUCGUUAAGGAACUCUGCGGGCUAGAUAGUGUCGAGAAGUACUUACGGUGGAGAAUGUCGGCGAAGUGAAUAGAGAAAGAUGCUUAAUUUCACCGUAAAAUUUGCCCGUGAUUUGGAACUUGGGAUCUUUUAAAUUUGAUGGAAGCAUACCUUGGAGGAUAUACGUAUAUAUACACUUCAAUAACAAAUAAGAGCAUAUGGUGUAAGAUAGAGCUGAUUCUGUAGAAUCUAGAAUCUGUGCAUCGGUUCAUACUUUUUAAGUGAUUUUGCAUAUUGGCCCAUUAACUUUUGAUUGUUUUCAUUUUCGCCUCUAGAGGAUAUUCAUGAUUGCUUGUACAGCCACUGGACUUUGCGAACAAUCCAUGUGUUAUCCUUCUUGAUUUUUGAAGAUCUGAUGAAAUCCAAGAACAUAUAGAUUGUAGAUUUGA